This is a messenger RNA of Dicentrarchus labrax (European seabass), 6007 nucleotides long. RefSeq names its product STE20-like kinase a (gene slka). The coding region runs from base 478 to 4239 and encodes 1253 amino acids. The record is from RefSeq and is a predicted model, not a curated record. Gene Ontology annotation, molecular function: ATP binding; protein serine/threonine kinase activity. The transcript is spliced from 20 exons. NCBI's taxonomy places the organism in Eukaryota, Metazoa, Chordata, Actinopteri, Moronidae. Gene Ontology annotation, biological process: protein phosphorylation.
UCAGCUAGCUUGACGCUAGUCCGCUAACUUGUGUGGUCAGCCAACCGAAGCAUGGGGUCCUUUGACUCUUCGUGUUUCACCCGCUAACGCUAGCUAAAUGAUGAAAAAUGCAGUAUCGAGUGUGAUGACAUGAUCGAUAUUUUGCUGUUUGAUUUUUUCAAAAACGGCACUACCAGCCUGUGCGUAAACGGCGAACUCUUCUCUGUAUCCCUCCCGUCCCCGAAACAGCGUCCUGUGAACACUGCUAGCUGUGAUGUGAUUAUGAAUAACUGCCGUCGAGGGAAGUUAUAAUUGCCAUUAUCAUAGCUGAAUGGCUACAAAAGCGCCUCGUCUGUCUUCAUUUGACGGCCGCAUGCUGUUAUUUUCGCUAGCCAUUUGAGCUCCGCGUCGGGGGGAACCGCUAUAUAUUUUUCUUGGCGGAAAUAACUGAAGACAGACCCCAUCCAACGGCACUGUACUUCACGACCGGAAAAUAAGAUGUCUUUCUUCAAUUUUCGGAAGAUAUUCAAGUUGGGGCCUGAUAAGAAGAAGAAGCAGUAUGAACAUGUACACAGAGACGUUAACCCGGAGGAGAUCUGGGACAUCAUUGGGGAACUGGGAGAUGGGGCGUUCGGGAAAGUGUUUAAGGCUCAGAACAAGCAGAAUGGGACCCUGGCUGCAGCCAAGGUUAUUGACACAAAGACAGAGGAUGAAUUGGAGGAUUACAUGGUAGAGAUUGACAUUCUGGCCUCCUGCAACCACCAUCAUAUCGUCAAACUGCUGGAUGCUUUCUAUUUUGAAGGCAAACUUUGGAUUCUGAUUGAGUUCUGUGCGGGUGGUGCAGUGGAUGCCAUCAUGCUGGAACUGGAGCGGCCCCUGACAGAGCCACAGAUCCGUGUGGUGUGUAGGCAAACCUUGGAGGCCCUGUGUUACCUCCAUGAAAACAAGGUCAUCCACAGAGACUUGAAAGCCGGAAACAUUCUCCUCUCCUUGGAUGGAGAAGUGAAACUGGCGGAUUUUGGGGUGUCUGCUAAAAAUACCAAGACGUUACAGAGAAGAGAUUCUUUCAUCGGCACUCCGUAUUGGAUGGCCCCAGAGGUGGUAAUGUGCGAAACUUCCAAGGACCGUCCGUACGACUACAAGGCCGACAUCUGGUCCCUCGGGGUAACCCUGAUAGAGCUGGCGCAGAUUGAGCCACCUAACCACGAGAUGAAUCCCAUGAGAGUGCUGCUGAAAAUAGCCAAGUCCGAGCCGCCCACACUCAUGCAUCCCUCUCGCUGGUCGCCAGAAUUCAACGACUUUCUGCGGAAGGCACUUGAUAAGAAUGUGGACAAUAGGUGGAGUCCACUACAGCUGCUACAGCAUCCUUUUGUCACCAGUGUAACUGAUAGCAGACCUCUCAGAGAGCUCAUCGCAGAGGCCAAAGCUGAAGUCACAGAGGAGAUUGAGGAUAGCAAAGAGGAGGAGGAGGAGGAAGAGCCUGAUACACCUGUGGCGGCUCCUGGCCACAAGCGUGCCCCUUCAGAUGCCAGCGUGGCCAGCUCAGAAGAUGACAAAGUCCCACCAACUCCCUCCACACUGGAAUCUGUUACAGAAAAGACAGAGGCCGAGCCUGCUGAGGACCGGACUAGUGAUAAGCUCUCUGAUGAAGGACUUGGAACAAGUGAGGUAGACAAGACGGAGGAGGAAAAACUCAAUGAGGUGUCUGAUGUCAGUAAUGAAGACCUGGCACCUGGGCUAAUAGAGCCCACCAAGGACUUGAUCUCACAAGAUCCAGAGCCUAAACCAGAAGAUGGUCAGGCUUUGGCAAUUCCUGCUGAGCCUGUAGUAUCACAGCCGGAAGAGCCUGUAGUAUCACAGCCGGAAGAGCCUGUAGUAUCACAGCCGGAAGAGCCUGUAGUAUCACAGCCGAAAGAGCCUGUAGAUACAGCGGAUACCCAAGAACUUGUCACAGAUGGUCAAGAAACAGAGGAGGAAAGGAAGGAGAUGCAAGAAGAGAAAAAGGAGGAUGAACCUACCCAAGUAAUAGAAGAAGCAAUAGAGGCAGAGGAGGUGAAAGAAGAAGAAGAAAAACAAGUAAGUACAGAAGAAUCCAAAGAGUCACAAGAACAACCUGAAGAUGCACCAGAAGAACCAGAAUCCAUACGAGGAGAAGUGGCACAAGUAGAAGAAGUAAACAAAGAACCAGAUGAGGAGAUGCCUCAGCGUGUUACAGAGGAGAGAAUAGAAGACACAGCUAAUGGCACAGUUGUAAACAUAGACACAGAGAAUAUAGAAUCAAAUGUAAUUGGCACAAAUAUAAAUGGAGUCACAGACGCAAAGUCAACUGUAGACGAGUCCCUCGCUGAGGUUUUGUUGGAGAAGGAAGCCAUAGAAAGUCAGCCAGAGGAGAAGCCUGAGGAUAAAGUCCCUGAGGAGGCAGAGCAGCCAGCGCAGCCAGAGCAGGACAGUUAUCCCCGCGAGGAUGAAGUGGAGAUACAGGCACCAACUGAAUCCACAAAUGGAGUCAGUGAUGAAGCCAAAGACACCUCUGAGGAUUUAGAAGAAGUGAUCCCAUGUAAAGAUGUCCCUGUGAAGGAAGAUGAGGAUAAAUCCACUUGUGCAGAUGAGAGCAUUUCCCAAGAUGCUGUCUCUGUCCCAGAGAGUGAAACAGACUCAGAAAGCAAGAUCGAACAUGGAAGCCCUGCUGUGAUCAAGCCAGAUGUGGAGAAGGACUCGGACUCUGGAAGCAGCUCUGCUGCUGAUAGCAAUAGCCUUGACCUCAAUCUGUCCAUCUCCAGCUUCCUGUCCAAGAGCAAAGAAGGGGGCUCUGUGUCUAUGCAGGAGUCAAAACGUCAAAAGAAGACUCUGAAGAAGACGCGUAAGUUCAUGGUGGACGGUGUGGAGGUCAGUGUGACAACGUCAAAGAUAGUGACAGAUAACGACACAAAGAGCGAGGAGAUGAGGUUCCUGAGGCGGCAGGAAUUGAGAGAGCUGCGCCUCCUCCAGAAAGAGGAGCAAAGGGCCCAGCAGCAGCUGAGCAACAAGCUGCAGCAGCAGAGAGAGCAGAUCUACCGGCGCUUUGAACAGGAAACUACUGCUAAGAAGCGUCAAUAUGACCAAGAAGUGGAGAAUCUUGAGAAGAAGCAGAAGCAGACCAUUGAGCGCCUGGAACAGGAUCACACCAGCCGGCUCCGAGACGAAGCCAAACGCAUCAAAGGGGAUCAAGACAAGGAGCUCUCCAAGUUCCAAAACAUGCUGAAGAACCGGAAGAAAGAGGCCAAACAGGAAGUUGGACAGUCACCCAAACAUAUGAGAAAAGAGCUCAUGAAACGCAUAAAGGAGGACCAUUCGCUCCUCAAGACUGCAGAGGCAGUGGCCCAGGUUAUGAUACAGUCUUUUCAGUUGUCCUCAUGCGCACUCUUCAACGCUCAGAUGCAGGAUGAGCAGGAGUUCCUACAGAAGCAGCAGCAAGAGCUGGAUGGAGCUCUAAAGAAAAUCAUUCAGCAGCAUAAACUGGAGAUCACCACUAUUGAGAAAGACUGCCUCAACCACAAGCAGCAACUGAUGAGAGCUCGAGAGGCAGCCAUGUGGGAGUUGGAGGAGCGCCACCUGCAGGAGAAGCACCAGCAGCUGAAGCAGCAGCUGAAAGACCAGUACUUCCUGCAGAGACACCAGCUGCUGAAGAGACAUGAGAAAGAAAUGGAGCAGAUGCACCGCUACAACCAGCGGUUGAUAGAGGAGAUGAAGAACAAACAGACUCAAGAGAGGGUUCGUCUGCCCAAGAUUCAGCGCAGCGAGGCCAAGACCCGCAUGGCCAUGUUCAAGAAGAGCAUCCGCAUCACCGCCACAGCAUCCGUCACCCCGGAGCAGGAGAGAGAGCGGAUAAAACAGUUUGCUUCUCAGGAAGAAAAGAGGCAGAAGAACGAGAGGCUCCAUCAACACCAGAAACACGAGAACCAGAUGAGAGAUCUGCAGCUGCAGUGUGACUCAAACAUCAGGGAGCUGCAGCAGCUACAGAAUGAGAAAUGCCACCUUCUGAUUGAACAUGAGACCCAGAAGCUGAAGGAGCUGGAUGAGGAACACAGCCAAGAGAUAAAGGAGUGGAGAGAGAAGCUGAGACCCAGGAAGAAGGCGUUAGAGGAGGAGUUCACACGGAAGCUCCAGGAGCAGGAGGUCUUCUUCAAGAUGAGCGGCGAAUCCGAAUGCCUUAACCCCACCACCCAGAGUCGAGUAUCCAAGUUCUACCCCAUCCCGAACCUGCACAACUCCGGUUUAUAGCCUCGUGUCUGUCUGUGCUACGAAACAGACUCCUGUCAAACUUAGCUGCGCUCAAAGACUCUUCUUGGUGGAGCGACAUCAUCCCUCCUUCAGUUACUGAUAAACACGACAAUGUCUUCACUGCUUUGAUUCCAUCAUUAGUGAGCAUGACGUGCCUACACACUGUUCCCUCACUCAAUCAAAUUUUCUCCGCUUGUUGGGAAACGUCCAGUGGAUAAUAUGCACUUUUUGAGCAUGUUCAAAUUUUAAAAGUCUGCAGUUGGUAGCUAAGGCCAAUCAUGCUUAUCACAUUAUUGUAAGCACAGCCUGCUAUGGUAUGAAUGAUCUCCAGUGCCUCAUAUGUUCCUUUUUGCCUGCAUUUAGGCCCCAGCUUGCAGUAAAUACAAAGCCCUCUGAAUGUCCUGCACUUAAAUAAAUAACUGGUUAUCUUUUUUUUUUUUCACCCAUAAUCACAAAAUGUUGAGAGAUUAUUUUAAUCAGUUUCACAUUAGCUGAUGAGGAACAUUGAAAUCUUAUUUUGCUGCUUGUAAGGUAGAGCUGGUUUAAUGGAGACGUGCUGAGGAGUCAGCGGACUCAAAAGAAUAAGUCUGUAGUUGUAAGACUUUGUUAUGUCUGUGUGGUCUUACGUGCGCAGUGUCUAAUGUCGUCACAGGAGUCAAAAACAGCGCCGUGUCGGGCUGCGAGUUCAAAUUAAAAGGAAUGUACUGUGUUGUAAAUGAUGAGUGAAAUGUUACCUGUGUGCACCUACAUAUGAAGUUUAAUCAGAUACUGUGCUUACCAUGAGGAGUUUACACUCUCCAGAUCAAAAAUAUAUCCGUUGCUUUAGCACAUAAUUUCAUUUCAGUGCUGUACAUUCCCCAUUUUAGUUGAACACAGAGGUGACCUGUUACUUCCUGGAGAAUGAUGAAGUCCUUUUUUUUAUGUCUAGAUAAUGAAUCACUUUAACUUCUGGGAGUUAGUUUGAGCAGUGGUCUCACAAACAAAUGCUUUGUUGUGAUGUAUGAAUACUAAAGGAAUGUAAAGCUGUGGAUUUGCACUGUUUUCCCACUUGAGCUAAAGAAAAAAAUAUGCAGUAGUAAACUGUCAGUGUUUUUGACAGUGAGUCACCUUUGUCUCACCCACGCCUAUUCAAACUCCAAACUGACUGAAUCUGUUUGUUUUAUCUCAUUAUUUUACCUUUUUUUUUUUUUUCUUCAAAUAUGCCCUUAGUAUUUUAUGACCACAUCUAGUUUUGUAAACAUGUAUUCCUGAUAUAUUGAUGCUGUAAUUGCUCUUUCUGGUGAGCUUCCGCUCUUGUUGAGACCAGUGUUGUAUGAAAGGUAAAAUGCUGUAUCUGUAACCGUAUGAAUUUCAACGUGUCAGGAAAAUGUCCUUCGCUGUAUUUUAUGAGCAAAGUAUUGAUGGUUCACAAGAAGAAGACCUACUUCAACAUAACCUGAUUUGUUUAUUUUGCCGCUGCAUAUCAUUGAUGCAUGUUAUAAUUUCUGUAUGCUGACAUUACCAAUGACUAGUGUUUUGUCAUGAAUGCUGGAUUUUUAUUGGGGGUAAUUGGAGACUGUGUCUUGUGAAUUACACCAUACGCCCCAUAGAUUUCAAAUAUUUUUUUAUUUCUUACGUUACAGCAUUUAGAUGUGUCGAUAAGUUGUCAUUCUACCACAAUGAAUAUUCUUAGCAUAUGCAUUUUUGAUGUCAGAUCAAAUGUAUUUAAAGUGUCUUUAUAAAUGGACAUUUUUUUUUGUUGUAAAUAAAAUAUUGACUGUUUAUUUGA